Molecule: messenger RNA, 408 nt
Organism: Xylona heveae TC161
Lineage: Eukaryota; Fungi; Ascomycota; Xylonomycetes; Xylonales; Xylonaceae
Exons: 3
Coding region: 1-408 (135 amino acids)
Source: RefSeq, a predicted model, not a curated record
AUGAGAAUCAAUCUUUAUGUGGCUUUUGGUCAACCUCGAGGCAGAGAUCCUCGCCAUUGGAUGAUUCUUGCCGUACCCGAAGGUGCUACUCAGCGCUGCACCUACUAUCAUGUCACCGGUGGACCCACGCAAGGACAAUCAUAUGAGCUUCAAAUCCAGGCCAACAAGAGGGUGAACAGUUUUGGGAUUGCCUCUAAGGAAUAUAUCGGCACGAUCAACGAAAGCGAUGUCAACAAAUUGAAAAGUUCUGCUCAGCGAGCUCGUCUGGGCCGCUGUCAACGAUGGGUUGUCGAAGUUCUCCGAGAUCUGGAAAGAAAGGGAUUACUUGGUCCAGGGAUAGCUGCAUCCUAUGCAGCAAGGAUAGAGCCCAGUCCGAAGAAGCAAAUGCAGAUGUAUAGGGGUAUAUGA